AUGACGUCAGUAAUGGCUUCCGAUAUAUCAUUUCGUACUUGCAUGUAAACUUGAUUGAACAUAGAUUUUACGCAUUUUUUGAUACAUAAAUGAAAUUCUUCCAAGGGACGUCCACAAUCAAAUUUGACUGGGAAACGGUUUCGACUGCUUGGCACAGAAGAUACCCAAAUCCUUACAGUAAACACGUGUUGUCUGAAGAUGUUCUUUCUCGACACAUUGAGGAUGGCGUUAUGAAGAGCAAGCGCUUACUGGUGAAGACAAAUCCUGCUCCAAAAUGGACAGUUAAAUUUGUAGGAAGUGGAAUAAAGUCUGCGUGUAUUAUUGAAGAGUCUAUGGUCGAUCCCAAGAAGAAAGUUAUGACCACCUACUCUAGAAACAUUUUUUACUUCCUAAUGGUUGUAGAGGAAAGAUGUGUUUAUUCAGUGUGCAAGACUAAUAAAAAUUGGACGGAGUGUCGCAAAGAUGCUUGGUUUAUAUCAAAUGUGUUUGGUUUGGCAAGAGCGAUCGAAUCAUUUGGGAUAGAAAGAUAUAAAAGAAAUAUAUUAAAGGCACGCCAGGGUCUUGAAUAUAUGACGGAAAGAUUGUUUCUCUCAGACCGACUCCCAUAUAAAAUUAAUGCAUCAAAUAUUGGCCAAUCCUAGUUUUUGUGUCGUAUGAAAAGAUAUUUGUAAAUAGUUAAGUAGGAAAUUGUAUUUAAUUGUUAAGAAAUUUCAUGUUUUAUAAUAUGAAAUUAAAGUGAAAUUUUGAAUUUCUUUCA
This is a messenger RNA of Xenia sp. Carnegie-2017, 757 nucleotides long. Its product is annotated as PRELI domain-containing protein 1, mitochondrial-like. The record is from RefSeq and is a predicted model, not a curated record. NCBI's taxonomy places the organism in Eukaryota, Metazoa, Cnidaria, Anthozoa, Malacalcyonacea, Xeniidae. Gene Ontology annotation, biological process: phospholipid transport. Gene Ontology annotation, cellular component: mitochondrial intermembrane space. Gene Ontology annotation, molecular function: phosphatidic acid transfer activity.